Microplitis demolitor is the source of this 2208-nucleotide messenger RNA. It is a transcript of the gene PIG-V, whose product is annotated as GPI mannosyltransferase 2. Gene Ontology annotation, cellular component: mannosyltransferase complex; endoplasmic reticulum membrane. Lineage: Eukaryota; Metazoa; Arthropoda; Insecta; Hymenoptera; Braconidae. Gene Ontology annotation, biological process: GPI anchor biosynthetic process. The transcript has 4 exons. Gene Ontology annotation, molecular function: GPI mannosyltransferase activity; alpha-1,6-mannosyltransferase activity. The record is from RefSeq and is a predicted model, not a curated record. Bases 684 to 2171 code for a protein of 495 amino acids.
CGAAUUUAAAAAACUUUCAUCUAUCACAUUAAUAUAUAUUUUUAAUUCGUGAUAAAAAUAUACUAUUACAGUUUAUUUACACAUCAGCCAUAUCUGGACACUGUUACGCAUUAGUGUGUGAAGCGCCAAAAAAUCGAAAAUUGAGUUAAACAUGGAAUAUUGUUAGAAAUACUACACUGUAAAAAGAGCGGUGUUAAAAAUGGACUCAUUUAACUAAUUUCAUUUUAACUCCGCCCAGUGUUAAAUCGGUGUAAAAGCGGGGUAAGCUGCGUCCGCUUGGAGUUUUAACUUUAAAGAUUAUAAAACACAAAAAAUGUCAGUUCUUUACGAAAAUUAAUAAAAAAUAUCAUUUAUUAACAAGUAUAGUGAUCGAAAUUGAUGCAAAUGGAGUAACUCCGAUGCCACCUGCAACCAAUAUUGAAAUGUCAUAUUUGUCCCAAUUCUGAUGUGAUUCACCAUAAGGCCCAUCUACAUGUAUCUAAUCAAAAUAAUAAUAAAAAUUGCAAGCUGAUAAAUAAAACCGAGCACUUGAAGCAGCAAGGAAAUUACAACUAAAAAUGACAUUUCAGCUUUCCUGUCAACAUGCGAUAAGUAUUAACGGAAUAACGUUCAAAAAAUAUAUAUCACAUAAGCGUGACUAAUUUAAACGUGAUUAGAUAUUAAUUUAAAUAUAACUAUAUAAUAUGUAUGAUCCUAGAAAAAAAGUUUUAUGGUUUUCAAUAGUAAGUCGUUUAGUAUUAAUUUUAUUGCAAUUAGUAUUUAAUUUACUAUGUCCAGAUCAUGACGCAGAUGCAUUUACUAGUCCAAUAAAUCCAAAUGAUAGUAUAACAAUAUGUGAUAAAUUGAUAACAAUAUUAUUUGGCGGUUUGACUAGAUGGGAUGGCCAAUAUUUUAUCCAUAUCGCAAGAUAUGGUUACACAUAUGAAAAUACCUUAGCAUUUUUUCCUUUAUAUCCAAUAUCAGUUAGAUACGUAGCUAGACUAUUAAAAAAAUUAUUAUUUGUAUUUAAUGAUAAUAGCGUUAUAUUAAUAGCCGCAGUAUUAAUUAAUUUAGUUUGUUUUAUUAAAUCAUCAAUAAUAUUUUAUGAUUUAAGUAAAAAAGUACUUGGUAAUAAAGUGACAGCGUACAAGGCAUCAAUAUUAUAUUGUAUUAAUCCAGCGAGUAUUUUUUUCACAUCUGCAUAUUCAGAAUCAAUGUUUGCUUACUUAACAUUUUAUAGUAUGAUGGCUUCUAUUAAUAAUAAUAGAUUUGUCUGUUUGCCUAUCGGUCUUUCCGUUAUUGUAAGAUCGAAUGGAAUUAUUAAUAUUGGAUAUCCAUUGUAUUAUUGGAUAAAAGAAUUAUUUAAUAUAAGUUUACCUAAAAUAAUAUCCGAAUAUCGUAGACCGUCAAUGCAGUCUGGUCUACUUAUUGAAUUACUAAAUUUUUUUUCUGCUUUACUUUGGAUAUUUAAUACUAUUUUGUUGUCAUUAGUGCCAUUUGUGUUGUUACAAAUAUAUAAUUACAUAUUAUUUUGCACUGAAAGAGUUAAUGCAACACAAUUAGUACCUGCUCAUGUUAAUAAUUAUGGUUUAAUAAAUAAUUUAAUAAUGCCAGGUAAAAAUAAGUCACCUUGGUGUAGUAAAACAGUACCGAUAGCUUACUCGUAUGUCCAGCAAAAAUAUUGGAAUGUUGGUUUAUUUAAAUAUUAUCAAAUAAAACAGAUACCUAAUUUUUGUUUAGCGCUGCCUAUUUUUUAUAUCAUGAUUCGAUGCAUCAUUGAAUAUUAUCGUGAAAAUAAAAAACAAUUACAUAAAUUAAAAUUUUUAGAUGUAGAUAAUUAUGAAAAAGUGACGAUAAAAAAACGUUAUCCAUUACAAAUGUUUCCAUUUAUUAUUCAUGGAUUAUUUUUGACUAUAUUUUGCAUUUUAUUUGUUCAUAUACAAGUUAGCACUAGAUUAUUAGGAUCAGCUAGUCCAUUGAUGUACUGGUUUUGUGCAAAUUUAAUGUCACAUAGAAUUAAAAAUAGUGAUAAAGAUUUUUAUGAAAAUUCAACAAAUGCAUUUUCACGAUGGAAAGUUUUUUUUAUGUCACAAAAACGAUACUCAAAACGUGAUAAACUUAUAUUAAUUUAUUUUUUAGGAUACACAACGAUAGGAACUUUUAUGUAUUCAAAUUUUUUACCAUGGACUUAACAUUUAUAUAUUUAUAUAUUUGUAAUAAAUAUAUUAU